Messenger RNA from Closterium sp. NIES-65, 5466 nucleotides. The record is from the annotation of a GenBank genome assembly. Lineage: Eukaryota; Viridiplantae; Streptophyta; Zygnematophyceae; Desmidiales; Closteriaceae.
AUGAGCUCUACAGCUGCUAUAUUGCUGGACAUUAGAGCUGUCGGAUGCAAGGAUCUGACGGACACGGAGCUUUACGGCUGGCAGGACCCUUACGUGGUGCUGCAGUACGGCUCACAAUGCAAGCGCACAGCCACUCACAAAGACGGCCACACGACCCCCAGGUGGAACGAGACCGUCCGCAUCAACUACCAGCCCAACGUGUUUGACCUGACGGUGGGCGUGUGGAACGAGAACACCUUCAGCCAAGACAGCCCCAUUGGCGGCUGCAAGGUGAGUAUCACCCCCGCGCUGGAUGCAGGGGUGUUUGACACGUGGCAUCCUCUUUACACAUCAAAGCAAGUGAAGAAGGGCAGCAUUCGCGUGAGAAUCAAAUACCAUCCGAAUCCCCAGUACAAGCAGCUGGGAGCCACUCCCUUGCCUGAACUAGUUGCUGCACCAGCAGCAGCAGCACCACCAGAAGCAGCAGCAGCAGCAGCAGCAGCAGCAGCAGCAGAGUGUAACGCAGUUGUCACCAGUAGCAGCAACGCAGCUUCAGGGUCCCUCCCUCGCUCUGCUCUCUCCGUGGCCCUUCACAGCAUCAAUGCUGCACACGGCAACGCUGCAACAGAUGCUUCUAGUAGUGACCAAGGCAGUGGUCGUAAUACAGGCACCAGCAGCAGCAACGCAGCUUCAGAGUCUCUCCCCCGCUCUGCUCUCUCCAUGGCCCUUCACAGUAUCAACGCUGCACACGGCACCGCUGCAGCAGAUGCUACUUGUAGUGACGACAAAGGCAGUGGUCGUGACAAAGGCACAGAGCAGAGCAACGAGCACGCGUCCUCUUCUUCCUCCUCCUCUGGCCGCCCCACCUCCCUCCCGCGCUCUAACCUCUCCAUGCAGCUGGAUGCGAUUGAACGUAUGCUGGCUGUAGCACAGAUCGAACCAGACCCCGCUACAGAUGAGUCUGUUGGUGCUGCUGCUGGCGUUGCUGCUGGUAUUGCAGUGGUAGGAAUGGGGAUGGAGGGGGCAGGAGGAGGGAAGGCGAAGGACGAAGUGCCUGGGUGGCAGAUCGGGCGGGCGACUUGGGAGCAAGAAUCGGGAGAGGACGAGGGUGCGUUGCCUGUAGCUAUUGGAGGUGCUGUGGGUGCCCCUCUUAACACCAUGGAUGAAGAGGCCUUAGCUGCUGCCAGGCUGUCUCAGCGCAUUGACGCGAUUUAUCGCAUGCUUGCUGAGAAUUGUGAGGAGGGAGAUUCGGGUGUGGUCAAUUCAGGUGAAUCUGAAAAAGCACCUGAGAACACCAGUGGAGCACCUGGUGGCAGUAGCAGAGAAACACCUGGUUCAGGUGAAUUCGAGAAAGCAGCUGAGGGCCUCGGAAUGACAACUGGUGAUACUGGUAGUGCAUCUGGUAAAACUCCUGGUGACAACAGAACAGCACCUGAUGGCAUCAGAGCCGAACCUGUGGGUGCUGGCCCAGGUGGUGCUGAUUCUGCUGCUGCUGCUGCUGCCACGGCUCUGAAUUCUUCUCCCAAACCCAUGACUCAUAACACGAUCAGCACCACUCCUCCUGCUGCCACCACCAGCAUCACCAAGGCUACCACCAGCGGCAAAACGAGCACUACCAGCAGCGCCACCACCAGCGGCAGCAAGGCGAUCGGACGGUCCAGAUUGCGCACCACGGUCUCACAGAAGCAGCUAAUUACCAUUCACCAGAUCCUGGCAGAAGCCGGGAGACUGCCGUCCAGUCACAGCAUUCACAGCCGGGCGGCAGAGGCAGCUAAAGGACAAACCACCGCAGCUGCAGCUGUGUUUGAUAACAAGGGAGUUGGUGGCGCUGGUGGUGUGACAGGGCGGCAAGGGGGGGGGCAGCAGGUCUGGGCCGAUGCGAUUGCGGAAGGGGAGGAAGGGGAGGAGGAAGGGUUGUCGGGGAGGGCAGAAGGGAGUGGGAGUUCAGAAAGAGGAUUGGGAGGAUCGGGAGGAGGUACAGACGGAGGUUUGGUCACAGGUUCGGUCGGAGGUUCGGGAGGAGCUUUGGUUAGCGCGCCCAGGGUGGCUUCGGGUGGGCAUUCAGGGGGGUUGACAGGGGCUAUGUCAAGCAUGCAGGAGGCGGUAACAGGGGCAAUGGCAGGUGUCAUGUCAGGUGAUUUUUCAGGUGGUGGCUCUGUGCUGACUGGAAUGAUGAGCAUCGUGACAGGCACUGUUUCCGGAGCUAUGGACAAGGUUCGGUCAGGCGAGGCUGAAGACUUGGUUCGGAAUGCGAUAGAAGCAGCCAAGGCCCCCUUGGUGAAAGGAGGGGUGGGAAUGAUGGGGGCGCUGGGGGGUAAUAACACUGCACAAGUAGCAACGCAACCCAAUCCGCAACUACAGGCCGUGCCUAAGCACGCUCAUGCCCCAUAUCCUACUGCUCCUCCUGCUGCUGCUCUUCCGCCUCCUCCUCAUCCUCUUCAUACAGCAACCAGCCAAUCCUGUUCCACGGGUCCUAUCCGUUCGUCCCAUUUUUCUUCCUACUCUUCCUCCUCUUCCUCCACCGUCUCCUCCUCGGUCUCAUACCCUUCUCCCUCCUGGUCCUCCCACCAUCCCACCCCUUCCUACCCUCACCCCUCUGUCUCCUACCCUUCUCCCUCCUCCUCUUCCCUACCUUCCAAGAGCUCUUCCGACCCCCAUCACCCCAGUGGUGGUUACUAUCCCUCCAUCUCCUCCUCCCCUUCUCCCUCCUCUGCCACCAUCCCCUCCUCUCUCACUAACGAAUCUGCACACGCAGAAGUGGGGCAUCGCCCCUCUCAGUACGGUUACCCUCCCCAAGCACCCCCUGGUGCUUAUCCGAACCAUCCCCCUCCUCCUAACGCUCCCUAUUAUCCCUAUGCUGCACCUCCUUAUCAGCAGGGUGCGCCACAGUACCCCGCUCCCUGGGGUUAUCCUACCCCACCUGCCCCUGGUGGUUACUGUGAUGCCAGCAGCGAUCGCGCUCGUGGUGGUAACCGCUCCGCGUCACCCGUUUCAUUUGAACGACAUAAGAGUGGUGGAAGCAGUAGCUCUCACGUUUCCUCCCUCCUCCCCUCCCCCGAUUUGCCACGUGGCACCACACCAGUGGUGGGCUGCAAGGAUCUAUAUGACGUGGAGCUGUACGGCAAGCAGGACCCUUACGUGGUGUUACAGUAUGGUAACCAGCAGCACCGCACCAAGGUCCACCACGACGGCCACAUCACCCCUGUGUGGAACGAGACGUUUCAGCUGCAACUGCAGGCAGAGAUGCAAGCAGGCAGUCACUAUUCUUCCCAUUUUCUCUCUUCCUUCUCCAUCUCCCCUUCCCUCGUUCCUACAGACGGCCACAUCACCCCUGUGUGGAACGAGACAUUUCAGCUGCAGUUGAGGGGCCAGGUUAGCCCUUUGGAAUGCCACGUGUGGGACAAGAACAAGCUAAAGGACAGCUUGAUCGGCCACUGCUCGUACGUCCCUCCUCUCGCCCUGCCUGCUGUGAUUGGUUGGCCGGUUGGGUCGGCUGUGACCGGAGGCCCCGUCGAGUCGGGUGGGGCGGGGUUGGGUUGGUCCGGACGUGUGCUUAUAAGGGUCGGGUUGACUUUUGAGUGGACUCAGCCCAUCGAGUCGGUCAAGCACGCCCUCGCCUGCUCCAGCCAUGCCUUCCCCAAGUGCAGCAGCAAGGUGUCUUCUAAUUCGACUCAAACCUCACCUCGUAUUCGCUCUGCUUUUCCCGGCCUUAUUGUUCUCCAGGCCCAGUCAGGCACGGGCUCGCCUGCUCCAGCCAUGCCUUCCCCAAGUGCAGCAGCAGAAGCACAAGCAGCAGCCGCAGCAGCGGCAGUAGCAGCAGCAGCAGGGUUAUCAGCAGGCGCAUCAGCGGGCGGAUCAGCAGGAGCAGGAGCAGCAAGAGUAGCUACUCCCAUUCCCAGCCACUACACAGCAUCACCACAGCAGCCCUCUCACUCUCCUAACCCUCCUCCUCCCCACACUCUCUACCCUCCUCCUCCCCAACGCCAGGUGCACCCACUUCCUCCUCCUGCUACCCAGCAAGUUUACUCGCCCUCUCCCCCCCUCCCUGCUAACCGACAAGUCUACUCCUCUGCUCCUCCGCCCCCUGCUUACCAGCAAGAAUGCCCCCCAGCCUAUUCCCCCGCUCCUCUCACUCCUGCUAACCAGAAAGACUACUCCCCCGCUCCCCCUCCCCCUGCUAACCCACAAGUCUACCCCUCUGCUCCUCCGCCCCCUGCUUACCAGCAGAGAUACCCCCCAGCCUAUACCCCCACUCUCCCCCCUCCUGCUAACCAGCAGGACUACCCCCCCGCUCCUCCUCCUCCUCCUGCUAACCCACAAGUCUAUUCCUCUGCUCCCCCGCCCCCUGCUAACCAGCAGGAAUAUAAUCCCACUCCUCCUCCUCCUCCUUCUAACCAACAGCUCUAUUCCCCCACUCCUCCUCCUUCUAACCAGCAAGUAUAUUCCCCUUCUCCUCCCCCUCCCCAUUUUAACCAGCAAGCCUGCUCCCCCGCUCCUCCCCCUCCUGGUAACCAGCAAGAUUACUCCCCCGCUCCUCCUUCCCCUGCUAACCCACAAGUCUACCCCUCUGCUCCUCCGCCCCCUGCUUACCAGCAGGAAUAUAAUCCCACUGCUCCUCCUCCUCCUUCUAACCAACAGCUCUAUUCCCCCACUCCUCCUCCUCCUAAUCAGCAAGUAUAUUCCCCCACUCCUCCUCCUCCUAAUCAGCAAGCAUAUUCCCCUGCUCCUCCUUCUAACCAGGAAGAUGACUCCAACGCUCCUCCUCCCCCUGCUAACCCACAAGUCUAUUCCCCCGCUCCUCCUCCCCCUGCUAACCAGCAAAGCUACUCCCCCGCUCCCCCUCCCCCUGCCGCCCAGCAAAACUACCCCCCCGCUCCUCCGCCCCCUACCCAGCAAAACUACCCCCCCGCUCCUCCGCCCCCUUCUAACCAGCAAAGCUACCCCCCUGCUCCCCCUCCCCCUGCCACCCAGCAAAACUACCCCCCCGCUCCUCCGCCCCCUGCUAACCAGGAAGAAUACUUCCCCGCCGCUCCCCCUCCCCCUGCCACUCAGGGUGGGGCGGCUGUAGCAGCAGUUGGGGCAGCAAUGGGUGCUCUGGCUAUUGGUGCUGCUGGGAGCGGAGGUAGUGACCCGUAUCCUCCUCCCCCCUCUCAAAACCCCUAUCCUCCUUCCCCCUACGGCUAUCCUCCUCCUCCUUCUCAACCCUCCCCCUACGGAUACCCUGGUUACCCCCCACCUUCUCAAGCUCCCCCCUAUGGGUACCCCUACGCUCCUCCUCCUCCUGCAUCUUACGGCCAUCCUCCUCCUCCUCCUCCUGCUUCAUAUGCCCCUCCUCCUGCCCCGUAUGGCUAUGGGACCCCGCCUCCUGGAUAUUAUUCUCAGUACAACACGCGGCCUGUGGUGGUGGUGCAUCACCAUGGGCAUGAAGGUUAUUAUGGAAAAGGCAAGGGCUACAAAGGUUUCAAAGGUGGGUUCUUCUUCAAGUAA